GGCCACAACUGUGCAGGCAAAAAAGGAACAGUGAUUUAAACGGAACCCUAGCUUUCGACGACGUCGUUCCACAAAGGAUGGAAGCCGAAGACGACAUCGGGAGACAUAUGAUGGACGAGAACGAGAUCUAUGCUAACGGCGGCGACGGCGCCGGUGCCGAAACGCAGCGUCAGAGACCAAUAAUCAGCGGAGAGCAGCUCGACGUCGAGGCGUAUGCGGCGUUGUACAGCGGGAGAACGAAAAUUAUGCGGCUUCUUUUCAUCGCCGAGCGAUGCGACAAUGUUUCUAUGCAAUUGGAAGCUUUGAGAAUGGCGUACGAUGAGAUCAAAAAGGGAGAGAAUACUCAUAUUUUCAGGGAUGUUGUUCAGAAAAUUGAUGGGCGUUUGGGCCCUAAUUACGGCCCGGACCCAGCAUGGGCUGAUGCGGUUGAUCGUCGUGCUGAGCAGAGGAGGGAGAAGCUCGAGAACGAACUUAAUGCUUAUAGGACAAAUUUGAUAAAAGAGAGCAUUAGAAUGGGAUACAAUGAUUUUGGUGACUUUUACUAUGCACAUGGUGCACUUGCAGAAGCAUUUAAGAAUUAUGUGCGUACUCGUGAUUACUGUACGACUUCAAAGCAUAUUGUUCAUAUGUGUUUGAAUGCAAUUUUGGUUAGCAUUGAGAUGGGCCAAUUCACACAUGUUACAAGUUACGUCAGCAAAGCAGAGCAGACUCCAGAUGCUGUGGAUGCUGUCACAAGUGCAAAACUGCAUUGUGCCGCUGGGUUAGCACACUUGGAGGGUAAAAAGUACAAGCUUGCUGCUCGCAAGUUCUUGGAAACUGGUCCAGAAUUGGGUAAUAACUAUACAGAAGUAAUAGCGGCUCAGGAUGUUGCAACAUAUGGUGGAUUAUGUGCUCUUGCAAGUUUUGACCGAACAGAACUAAAGAGCAAAGUUAUAGACAACAGUAACUUUAGGAAUUUCUUAGAGCUGGUACCAGAGAUAAGAGAACUUAUUCAGGAUUUCUAUACAAGCCACUAUGCUUCAUGUCUGGAGUACUUGGGAAAUCUGAAAGCUAACCUGUUGCUUGACAUUCAUUUGCAUGACCAUGUGGAGACAUUGUAUGAUCAAAUCCGUAACAAAGCUCUCAUACAGUACACUCAUCCAUUCGUCUCUGUUGAUCUGCGUAUGAUGGCCAAUGCUUUUAAGACUAGUAUUGCUGGACUUGAGAAGGAGCUUGAAGCCUUGAUUACUGAAAAUCAAAUACAGGCUCGAAUUGACUCCCACAAUAAAGUUCUCUAUGCACGGCAUGCGGAUCAGAGAAAUGCCACGUUCCAGAGGGUGCUGCAGACGGGUGGUGAAUUUGACCGGGAUGUGAGGGCUAUGUUAUUGAGAGUAAGCCUCAUGAAGCACGAUUACGCUCUCAAGGCAUCAAGGAAACAGCACUGAAUCACUUGUAAAAUUGGAGCAUGCGGAUGACCAAACUGGUGAAGUUAAGCAAAGUUAUUCCCCAGGAGCGGGAAGGGGAGGAAAAGAAAGGAUCAAGCAUGUUGGACCAGUGAAUCAGUUUUGAUUGUUCAAUGAUGUUGGCAUUGGUAGGGUGCAAAGGGUCCUUCAGUUACAUUCAAACAUUUAAAAUCUCACUUGGUGUUAAUAUUAAUUAGAUCAUUAAUUACACAAGUUGCCAGCCUUUGGUACAUAUUUGUCUCUGGCGGUCUUUGUUCCGUGCUAACUAUCAUUUACUAUUUGGCUAGAUGCUUAGUAACUCUGAUUUGCGUUUGUGAAUAUCGGGUUUGAUUUUUCCCUUGCGAAUGUGUGUGCCGGUCGUGUUUGUUUGUAUUGUUUUUAAGGGCUACACUGCAAAUGUUGUUUGGCAAGUUUGAUUUAUCUGAUUUUGUGGUUGGCUGGUGGAGCCUGUCAA
This is a messenger RNA of Coffea arabica (coffee), 1896 nucleotides long. RefSeq names its product COP9 signalosome complex subunit 1-like. NCBI's taxonomy places the organism in Eukaryota, Viridiplantae, Streptophyta, Magnoliopsida, Gentianales, Rubiaceae. The record is from RefSeq and is a predicted model, not a curated record. Gene Ontology annotation, cellular component: COP9 signalosome.